AUGUCAUUGAACCAAGAAGCAAAGGAGAAAGCUUGGCUAGAAAAUUAUGAAAGGGUGCUUAAUGUGGAAUUUGACUGGGACCCUGAACACCUAACCGAUGAACCACCACUGGAAGGGCCACCUGUCCCAAUCACAAUUGAUAUGGUGAAAAAGGCCAUCUCCAAGACGAAGUCGGGUAAAGCAGCUGGACCAUCAGGAAUAGCAGUGGAGAUGAUCAGAGCCGCAGGUGACACAGGUGAGCAACUACCGGGGACUCAAACGGACAGAACAAGUCAUGAAAGUCCUGGAGAGGAUGUGGACAGCCUCAUUAGGCAGUUGGUGACAAUCGAUGACUCCCAGUUUGGCAUCGUCCCUGGCAGAGGUACAACUGACGCAAUAUUUAUUGUUCGGCAGCUGCAAGAAAAAUAUCUUACAGUAAACAAACGGUUCUGUAUGGGGUUCGUGAACCUUGAGAAAGCAUUUGACCGUGUUCCUCAGAAGAUGAUCUGGUGGGCAUUGCGAAAACUCAGCGUGGAAGCGUGGAUUGUGCGUCUGGUGCAGGAGAUGUAUGUCAAUGCUCGUAGCUGUGUUCGCAGGUGA
Ostrea edulis (European flat oyster) is the source of this 579-nucleotide messenger RNA. RefSeq lists its product as uncharacterized. Lineage: Eukaryota; Metazoa; Mollusca; Bivalvia; Ostreida; Ostreidae. The record is from RefSeq and is a predicted model, not a curated record. Bases 1 to 579 code for a protein of 192 amino acids. The transcript has 2 exons.